Messenger RNA from Siniperca chuatsi (mandarin fish), 700 nucleotides. RefSeq names its product complement factor H-related protein 3-like. Bases 90 to 524 code for a protein of 144 amino acids. The record is from RefSeq and is a predicted model, not a curated record. The transcript has 3 exons. Lineage: Eukaryota; Metazoa; Chordata; Actinopteri; Centrarchiformes; Sinipercidae.
AACUCUUUUAUCUGUAUAUAUAAAGGACAAACACUGACUUAUUCUCUGAUUAGGGAGUAACCUCUGAUUACAACACCUGGACAAUCACUAUGAGAUUCUCUCUACUUAUUUGCCUUUUUGUCCUGUGGCUGAACAUGGACAUUUCGUUAUCGCAGAAUGAGCCUGCAGGCUGUGGGAGUCCACCACCUCUUACAGAUGGAGACCUCAAGUACACCAUGAAAAGUCAGUACAGCCACAAUGAAAGGGUUGAAUACGUGUGUCAGAAGUACUACACCAUGGAGGGAGAGCCUUACAGAACCUGCAUCAAUGGUGAAUGGAUCAGACAGCUGAGAUGCCUCAAACCCUGCACUGUGAAUGAAGACCACAUGAGGCAACAUAAUAUUGCAUUCAAAUAUAAGGAUUACAAAAAGCUGUAUUCAAGCCAUAAUGAUGUAAUCGAGUUUAAGUGUACCAAAGGAAGAUCUGUUGAUACAAUGCGUCAGAGGUGUAAUGAUGGUGUGAUACUCCUGCCCUUGUGCCAAUAAGACUUCAAAUUGACAGCGAUUUAACUUAUGAGAACCAUGAGUAACCCAAGAUAUGAUGCAGUGUACUGUGGUGCUGUUAUUUUACGUUCUGCUUGUCUGUUAUGCACAACCAAAAUGAACCUGUACUCGCUUGUUUGUAAUAUCAAGACUAUACAAAUAAAAUUUUAAAAAAUGUA